Molecule: messenger RNA, 2020 nt
Organism: Oncorhynchus gorbuscha (pink salmon)
Lineage: Eukaryota; Metazoa; Chordata; Actinopteri; Salmoniformes; Salmonidae
Product: MAGUK p55 subfamily member 3-like
Exons: 20
Coding region: 171-2012 (613 amino acids)
Cellular component (GO): plasma membrane; cell-cell junction
Molecular function (GO): protein binding
Source: RefSeq, a predicted model, not a curated record
AUGUUUCAUGUUUUGUGUGGACCCCAGGAAGUGUAGCUGCUGUUUUUGCAACAGCUAAUGGGGAUCCUAAUAAAAUGCCAAAAUACCCUGCAGCCCACAGCACAGUGGACACGAUGCUAGCAGUCAAUGUGAUGAAUGGUGCCCGCAUUACCUCACCUUUUUGUUGACUCAUGAAAGAAGCCAUGCCGGUCCUCUCAGCAGGCACAGGCCUGCACGAGACUCUGGCCCUGUUGACGUCCCAGCUGCGUCCUGAUGCCAACCACAAGGAGGACAUGGUCUUCCUCAAAGAUGUCUUCAGUGAGAAGAGCCUGGGCUACCUCAUGAAGAUCCAUGAGAAGCUGAGACAGUACGAGCGCCAGAGUCCUACACCUGUCCUUCACAGCGCCGCCUCUUUGGCUGAGGAUGUGGCAGAGGAGCUGCAGAGUGGACCAAUGAGUGUUGAGGAGAAGGAACUCCUACAGCUGUUGACGUCCCCCCAUCUCAAGGCAGUUUUGUCCGUUCAUGACACGGUUGCUCAGAAGAACUUUGACCCCGUGUUGCCACCGCUGCCUGACGACUUCGAGGACGAGCUGGAGGAGGAGUCAGUGAAGAUCGUCAGACUGGUCAAGAACAAGGAACCACUAGGGGCCACCAUCAGACGGGAUGAGACCACAGGGUCUGUGAUCGUGGCCCGCAUCAUGAGAGGCGGGGCUGCAGACCGGAGUGGACUGGUCCAUGUAGGAGAUGAGCUACGGGAAGUCAACGGCAUCUCCAUCAUUCACAAAAGACCUGAUGAGAUCAGUCAGCUUCUGUCCCAGUCUCAGGGCUCCAUCACCCUGAAGAUAAUCCCAGCCGUUAAGGAGGAGGACCAUCUGAAGGAGAGCAAGGUCUACAUGAGGGCCCUGUUUGACUACAUCCCUGCUGAUGACAAGGCCACGCCCUGUCAGGAGGCGGGACUUCCCUUCAAGCGAGGUGACAUCCUGCAGGUGGUAACCCAGGACGACCCCACCUGGUGGCAGGCCAAACGCGUGGGCGACAGCAACCUCCGUGCUGGACUCAUUCCCUCCAAACUCUUCCAGGAGAGACGGCUGGCUUACCGGAUAAAAAUGGGCACACUUCCGAACCCUAAAUCCCCUAAAAAUCCGACCUAUGACCAAGGAUGUGACAAAGAGGACUGUGAUUGUGAGGGCUAUUUCAAUGGACAGUACAUAGUCUCUCCUAAGUGUAAAGCAGUGGCGCCCUCCUGUGGCCAGGUGUUUUCCUGGGAAUUUUAUUCAGCGGGUCUGAGGAGGAGUUUCCGUCUGAGCCGAAAGGACCGGUCAGGAUCGCUCGGAGGAGGGGCCACGCGCGACCCCACCGAUCCAGACUUUGCCACCUACGAGGAGGUGACUCGCUACCAGCACCGGCCCAACGAGAGACCCCGCCUGGUGGUUCUGAUAGGCUCCCUAGGAGCUCGUAUCAAUGAGCUGAAGCAGAAGGUGAUAGCAGAGAACCCGCAUCGCUAUGCAGUGGCCGUACCGCAUACCACCAGGCCCAAGAAGCCUCAUGAGAAGGAGGGGGUGGAGUACCACUUUGUCACCAAACAGGCGUUUGACGCGGACGCUCUGAGCAACAAGUUCAUAGAGCAUGGGGAGUACAAGGAGAACCAGUAUGGUACCAGCAUAGAGGCCAUCCGCUCUGUACAGGCCAAGAAUAAGAUGUGCCUAGUGGACGUGCAGCCAGAGGCUUUGAAGACGCUGCGGACAUCUGAGUUCAAGCCCUAUGUCAUCUUUGUCAAGCCGCGCGUCCCGGAGAGCAGACGCCGUCGUAGUGCUGCCACCUCACCAGCAGGGGGAGAUCAUGGGCGAGUGACGGAUGAGGACCUGCAGGAAAUGCGUCAGUCAGCCCAGCAGAUGGACCAGCAGUACGGCCACCUGGUCGACCGGGUCCUAAUAAAGGAGGACUCAGCCAGCGCCUGCACAGAACUCCGAGGCAUUCUGGAGCGGCUGGAGCGUGAGACCUUCUGGGUGCCCCUCUGCUGGGUGCGAACCUAACCCCCCCU